Molecule: messenger RNA, 1506 nt
Organism: Encephalitozoon cuniculi GB-M1
Lineage: Eukaryota; Fungi; Microsporidia; Unikaryonidae
Exons: 1
Coding region: 1-1506 (501 amino acids)
Biological process (GO): prolyl-tRNA aminoacylation
Cellular component (GO): cytoplasm; aminoacyl-tRNA synthetase multienzyme complex
Molecular function (GO): proline-tRNA ligase activity; ATP binding
Source: RefSeq, marked provisional
AUGGAUAAACAAAAGUUCGGACUAACGGCGAAGAAGGAAGAGGAUUUUUCUGAGUGGUAUGUACAAGUCAUAACAAAGGGAGAGAUGAUCGACUACUAUGCAAUAAAGGGGUGCUAUGUGAUGCGUCCUCUCGGGCAGUUCGUUUGGAAAUGCAUCCACAAAUGGUUUACCAAGAAGAUCGAGGAACUUGGGGUUCAGGAGUGCUACUUCCCCAUGCUGGUUCCGAAGUCGAUGCUUGAAAUGGAGAAAGACCAUGUGGAAAACUUCUCUCCUGAGGUUGCAUGGAUCACAAAGUGUGGAAAUCAGGUUUUGGAAGAUCCUGUUGCAGUGCGACCCACCUCGGAGACAAUAAUAUAUCCAUCAUUUUCAAAAUGGAUAAGAAGUCACAGGGACCUUCCUCUCAAGCUGAACCAAUGGUGCAGUGUACUUCGAUGGGAGCUGCAUGGGACGCUUCCAUUCAUAAGGGGAAAGGAGUUCCUGUGGCAGGAGGGGCACACGGCAUUUUUGACGAGGAAGGAGUCGGAUGAAGAGGUGUUGGCCAUCCUAGACCUGUACUCCCAGAUAUACUCCGAGCUUCUCGCUGUUCCCGUGAUAAAGGGGAGAAAGUCUGAGAAUGAAAAGUUUGGUGGUGCUGAUUAUACCACGUCAAUUGAGGCUUUUAUUCCUGGGUCUGGCAGAGGAGUGCAAGCUGCAACAUCGCACUCUCUUGGACAGAACUUUUCCAGGAUGUUCGAUAUCAAGGCUGAUACGGAUGAAGGGUCUGAAAGUAGCAGCUUUGUCUAUCAGAAUUCCUGGGGGAUAACAACAAGAUCGAUCGGAAUUGCGGCGAUGAUACACUCGGACAACCUUGGGCUGGUACUCCCUCCAAGGGUAGCUAUGACUCAGGUUGUUAUUGUUCCAUGUGGAAUAACGACUGCAUCGUCAAAGGAUGAUACCGAGAGUCUAAGGGCAUACAUCAAUGGAGUGUGUGUUCAACUCAAGAACUCUGGAGUUCGUGUGCAUCUUGACGAUAGAAGUAAUGUAACGGCUGGAUUCAAAUUCAACCACUGGGAAAUAAGAGGUGUUCCACUAAGACUGGAGAUUGGAUUCAAGGAUAUGGCAAGCUCGGAGGCCUGCUUAGUAAGGAGAGACACCCGCGCCAAAAAGCAAGUGUCUGUAGAGGGUAUUGCUCAUACAGUAAUGGAAGAAAUUGACACGAUGCACAACGAUAUGCUCGCCAGGGCUACCUCAGAGAGAGACAGCAGGAUUUCUUAUGUCAAGAGCUUUGAGGAGUUUAUGUCUGCUCUUGACAAUAAAAACAUAAUAAUGGCACCAUGGUGCGGCAUCAGCGAGUGCGAGAUUGAGAUCAAGUCUAGAAGCACAAGGGCAGACCCUCGCAGCGAUGUUGUUUCUACAGGGGCAAAAACCCUGUGUAUUCCCUAUGGAUCAAAGCCCUGUGAUGGGAUGAAAUGUAUCAACUGUAACAGCCAGGCUGUGCAUUAUACCCUAUUUGGAAGAAGUUAUUAA